Molecule: messenger RNA, 363 nt
Organism: Entrophospora candida
Lineage: Eukaryota; Fungi; Glomeromycota; Glomeromycetes; Entrophosporales; Entrophosporaceae
Source: the annotation of a GenBank genome assembly
AUGUGCUGUAAGAUAGUGAAAUCAACCAUAAGUCAGGAGGCAAAGGGCAAAAUAAGACAGCCAUAUGCCAAACAUAAGACUACUAGUAACAAUAUGGAUGUUACAAAUGAUAGAUUUUACCUUAACAGUAUUGCCCUUAUAAUAGAGACCCAACCAGACGUUUAUGAAUCUCCAGAUACACCUGAAGAAAAACUGAAUGAAAAUAUAGUCAAAGAAAAAAUUUCUGUAGAUAAAGCUGUUGAUAAGUUUAAGGGCAGUAUCAUUGAUGCUUCUGAAACUGAUUUCACUGAUAGUAUAACUCAUUGUAAAAAAAAACAUGUACAAACUCAAGAACUUGAUGAAGAAUUGGAAAAGAUAAAAUAA